Messenger RNA from Hansenula ciferrii, 1758 nucleotides. RefSeq lists its product as uncharacterized. Bases 1 to 1758 code for a protein of 585 amino acids. The record is from RefSeq and is a predicted model, not a curated record. NCBI's taxonomy places the organism in Eukaryota, Fungi, Ascomycota, Saccharomycetes, Phaffomycetales, Wickerhamomycetaceae. The transcript has a single exon.
AUGAACUCAGACGACGAGAAUUAUAUUCCGCCAGAAUUAAUACUUGAAUUACAAAUUUGGCUUUUAGAGAAACAAAAUGAAAAAACCUUUACAAUUGAAUUUCAAAAAACUUUUAAAAAAGGAUACCUAUCACACGUUUUACUUUCUAAUAAUGAUACAUUAAGACAUGGGAAAUUCACAAAACUCCUUUUAGGCUUCUAUGGACUUGGACCUUUGAGAAGGUUUGAAGAACGAUAUCCAAUAAUUGCAAGACAAAUAGUUGGUGACUCUGUUAAAGGUUUAGAAUUGUCUCCUACAAUUGAUAAUGUCAUUCAUAAAUAUAAAGGAAUUUUUGAUUUGAUGCCAUAUGAGAAAUAUUCAACUUCUUUUUUUGUUAAACGUUCAAAUAUACAUAUUGCUCAAAUGAUGGCUCAUUUGAAAAUUAAAGCUAAACAUUCUAUCUGGAAUACCAAGCUCAAGUUUAUUUAUCCAGUUAGAUAUGUGGUUAAUAAGUCUAACCAAAAGUUCUUAAGUUUGGUUUCUUGCGCUGUUACCAAAGUAUCCAAAUUCUUGAAGAAGAACUUAUAUAGAGAAAGGGGAUUUGAAUUAUUCAGUCUUGGUGAUAACCCAUCAUUAUUAGGACCUUUCCCUGUUGAGAUUUGGCUUAUAAUUAUCAAAGAAGCAAAUAUUACUUCAAAACAAAGCGCUGGUAUGUUUUAUAACAGUUAUUGGAUAGACAUUAUAGGUCCAUAUUUAUACACCAAUAUUUAUGGUAUAGUCACAAUUAGAGAUACAUUUAUAAUAAAUAGAGAUGAAGGUGCAUUUUUCAAAGAGGGACCAUCAUAUAGCAAAGGGUUGUUAUAUUGUCAAGAAAGAUAUGAUAGAUAUCAAGAUUUAGCCAAUAAUAAAUACGAAACUCUUGAUUUGUAUCCAAGCUCACCGGAGAGAAAGCAUAGACUUGAAAACUUGAAAUCCAAAUUUAAUGGAUUUCCUAUUACAUAUGUUAAAAAUCAUGAAUCUAUUCUUAAAUUGGCAGCUUUGAAUAAGAUAGAGAAUUCCUUAAUGCGCAAAUAUACCGAGCAGCUUUCUAUUGAUAUUUUUGCACCACAGGAUUUUAUGACAAAAGAAGGUGCUUCAGAGUUAUAUGAUGACUACAGAAAAGUUUAUAGUGGUUUUCAAAAUGUUGAAGUUGAAAGUUUUACAUUGGUAAGUUCAUUUGCUUCUUUGAUUCAUGUAUUACAUGAAUUUAAAACAGAUAAAACUCAUGAUGAAGCUAGUGUAUGUGAAAAAAAUGAUGAAGUUCAACCUUGUUUUCAAAAAGAAAAAAGAUGGACAGAUGCUGAUGAUGACUUUUUUGAAUUUACUAAUCCAAAUUAUGAUAUUGAAUUAAGCUAUUUUAAUAGAAUAUUAAACUCAAUAUUAAAAGGAAGAAGGGAGGAUAUAAUGAUUUAUAAGGAUCCCACAGAAGAUACAGAAUUCAUGGAAUUUAUUCUUCAUGAUCAUGCAAGAUACAGGAACCUUGAUCGUAUAAAUCACAAAUUUGAUCUUCAAGUUUUCAAAAGAAAAUUUUUACAGGAUAGAAAUUCUGUUAAGUUAUUUAUUGAUAACAUAACAAGACCAUUCUCAACUACUGAUGAUAAAUAUAUAGAUGUUUCAGUUACCAUUACUGGUUUCCAUGGGUCUAGAUCGAAUGGGAGAUGUCUUGCGGAUCAUUGUGGUCAUCUUACUGCAAUUCAACCUGAACCUCAAAUGGUUGUUCUUAGAAAGGUAGCUGACUAA